Messenger RNA from Xenopus laevis (African clawed frog), 1287 nucleotides. It is a transcript of the gene pllp.L, whose product is annotated as plasmolipin L homeolog. NCBI's taxonomy places the organism in Eukaryota, Metazoa, Chordata, Amphibia, Anura, Pipidae. Gene Ontology annotation, molecular function: structural constituent of myelin sheath. Gene Ontology annotation, biological process: myelination. Gene Ontology annotation, cellular component: myelin sheath; membrane; apical plasma membrane. The transcript is spliced from 4 exons. The record is from RefSeq and is a predicted model, not a curated record. Bases 225 to 764 code for a protein of 179 amino acids.
GUUGUUAUCAAGCCUCCUUGGCUAAAUGAUGACAGGCAAAGAGAGGAUGGAUUAGGAUCUCACUACAAUUUCUCUCUUUCUCUCUGAUCAACGUUUUCAAGAUUUUUCACAGUGAGACAACAUACCCCAGACCAGGAGGCCCCCAGACACACCCCAUCCUCUGUAUAUUUAAAAGGAUUUAUUUUUUUAGACAUACGUGUAGCAAAAGUAUCAAUUGCAUAGCCAUGGCUGAAUUCCCUUCCAAAGUCAGCACUCAGACGAGCACUCCGGAGGCUUCAUCGGCGACAAGAGGGUCUUUGGGAUUUUUGAGCUUGGAUGUGGGCUUCUUCAGUUCAAUUCCUGGAAUCCUGAUGACUGUGGAAAUUGCUCUAGGACUCCUGGUUUGGGCAUUAGUUGCAGACAGUAACAAUCCUGCAACCAGUGCAUAUGGCUGGGUCUUGUUUGUCUCCGUUACCUGCUGGCUGGUCACUCUCUUCAUGUUUGUGGUGUUUAUACUGAAUCUGCAGACAAAGAUGGCUUUUAUUCCUUGGUCACUGGUGUUGCUUAUUUACCAUGCAGCAGCCACCCUCCUCUACAUCACUGCAUUCAUUACAUGUGCAGCAUCAGUACAAACCACGACUUUUAUGUACAGCGGCGCUUAUAACAAGAAGGCAGCGGCUUCGUUCUUUGCUUGCAUAGUGAUGAUUGCAUAUGGAGCAAGCGCCUUCUUCAGUUUUUUAAUAUGGAGGGGAACUGGCAGCAACGCAGCCACUGCUCAAGCCUGAUUGAUGUCUUCGGAGAUUUGUUCAGAUUUGUUGCAUUCUUCCAGUUUUGUUUUAUAUUAUUUUUAUGUUACAUUUUAUUUAAUCAAACUUUGUGAGAAGAAGCGUGCAACAGAGAUCCGGGUUCGGUCAAUGAAAACUGUCAAUCAUUGGAAGCAUCUAGGCCUGCUGUGGAAAAACCAAUGAAAGGUGUGUGAGCUGUGUGAAUUUCAAAGCUAUCCCUGUUCAUCAGCUUCCCUCCUGACACACCAUAGCAACGACAUGGUGCCACCUUAACAGCAAGGAUACAUGAACUUUUUAUACACUGUUCUGAAUUCAGACUAAAGACGUGCAUUCUUAGGUUGCCAACAAUCUGCUUGCUUCUAAAUAAAGCUUAUAUUGACAACCUGAUUUAAAUAUUAACACGUUAUAACCGUAGACCACUACCUUUUCAGUAGAGAGAUUUCUGUAAGGGUGACUUUUUCUGUUACUCAAGUAUUUUUUUAAAAUUUUAGGUCUAAACAAUAAAAACUCUAUUUCCAUUAAG